AUGGACAUGACCAACUCACUUUCCAUGACCAUCAACCUUGAGCAUUCAAUGAAGGUGAACAGAAAUGAGGGUGUGUUGGUGACCAUGGCCAUUCCAUCUGGACUCGUCGGAGCUCAGGUCGUCCCCAAGUCUAUGACAGCUGUGAAGGCCAGGGUCUACGGACGCUACCCGUCUGAAGAGGACAUGGACAUAGUGGCCGUGCUGUUGUCCGCGGAGAGGGGACUGAGCAUGCAGGCUAACUGGAACAUGGAGAUGCACUUUUACGUCGAUAUGGCUGGAAAUGUAUACAGGAAAAUGCAACGGGGUGCAACCAGAAUGAGCAGUAAUGCAGUAAAUGAUGCCCAUGUCUCCAACGGCAGCCGAGUGUCUUUGUGA
Messenger RNA from Knipowitschia caucasica, 375 nucleotides. NCBI's taxonomy places the organism in Eukaryota, Metazoa, Chordata, Actinopteri, Gobiiformes, Gobiidae. The record is from the annotation of a GenBank genome assembly.